AUGACAACACGGCUAUAUCCGCCUAGCAUCAGCCCUCUGACGCAAACGAGCAACAAGGCUUGUGACGUUCGUGACCAUGAUUAUGCGCUGUCUGGCAAUCUAGAAAUCCAUGUACAUAGAUUGCCCCAGCCUAUCACACCACAUGCCUCCGCCGAAACAGUUGACCUGGGACCAGCCCAUCCCCCCAGGGAGGAAUCCCUCAAAGUCUUCAACGAGAUCGAAUCCGAGCUAAAGAAGACGCUUCUUCACAUGAAGCACACAUACCUAAAGCACGAACCCGAAUACUUCGCCCCAGUCCAAGCCCUCAGCGACACCGACCUAACGGCCUUCUCGUCCUCCGACCUGGAACAAGUCCGCGUCGGCAUAUCCCCCUACGGCCUACACCUAUUCGGCAAGCAGCGGCUCCCCGCCAUGCCCGACUCGGGCCCCGCGUACAUCCACUUCCGCGCCUUCGUCGGCGGCGACGGCCACAACGAAGCCGGCGUCGCUACCCUGCACAGCAUCCACACCGAGGACGUCGAGGAGCCCGACGGCGGCCAUAGGUACCGCGCUAUAUUUACCAAGGAGGAUCCGCUGGAGUGGUUUGACACUUGA
Molecule: messenger RNA, 594 nt
Organism: Daldinia vernicosa
Lineage: Eukaryota; Fungi; Ascomycota; Sordariomycetes; Xylariales; Hypoxylaceae
Exons: 4
Coding region: 1-594 (197 amino acids)
Source: RefSeq, a predicted model, not a curated record